This is a messenger RNA of Lactuca saligna, 576 nucleotides long. Lineage: Eukaryota; Viridiplantae; Streptophyta; Magnoliopsida; Asterales; Asteraceae. The record is from the annotation of a GenBank genome assembly.
AUGUCAAUACUGAUAAGGAAUAGCGAGCCAGAGGAGAAUCCUACCGAGGAUCCGGAGGAUAUGGAGAAGGAGACUGAGGAGGAUCCUAAUGAAGAUUUAGAGAAACACGCACAAAAGACAAUUCCCACAUGCGGAGGUGUUAUGAAGAAGAAGCCUAGGAUGCGAGUCCAUGGAUUCCUGAGUCUCACGGGGAACUUUCACCCGUACUGCGCUGCCCCCGUUGAGCCUGUACCAAACCCUGUAUCUGAAGCUCCUUGUACGAUUCAAGAGAUGAGGAUGCAUGAUCCUGCCUGGAUAACCGAUGUUGUGAAUGAAUGGGUCCGAGACCAGGGAGGAACCCAUAGAUUUGAGGUAGUGCAAUGCUUAAAGGCGAAAACCAUAGCCACUACUGAGGAUGAUAGACUUUCGUACUUGUUUGACCGCACCCUGCGACUUGGCCAUAAAGUUGAGGCCAUAGGUGGUGAGGUACAUACCGUGGGUGCCAUCGAUGAUCUGCGGGCCAGACAGAUUGAGGAAAUGAGAUCCCAGAGGAGACGGGAUCAGGAGGACAUGAAGAAAGAUCAUAGCAGGACUUAG